Colius striatus (speckled mousebird) is the source of this 22521-nucleotide messenger RNA. It is a transcript of the gene TULP4, whose product is annotated as TUB like protein 4. Bases 10362 to 15086 code for a protein of 1574 amino acids. NCBI's taxonomy places the organism in Eukaryota, Metazoa, Chordata, Aves, Coliiformes, Coliidae. Gene Ontology annotation, molecular function: protein binding. The record is from RefSeq and is a predicted model, not a curated record. The transcript is spliced from 17 exons.
AUAUACUCUUGAAUUGGAUUUUUUAUCAUUUUGAAAGAUGGUGGUAUAUUUAUUAAAAUCCUUAAAAUGGUACAGUUGUGGAUUUGUCUAGAGAAUUUUUGAUGCAUGCUCUCUGGUUUUCUGUUAGGAUUUUUAAUCUUGCAGGAUUAAAAAAUAAGAGUAAUGUUUCUGUAUUGCAAUGCUAUAUGAACUCCUCUGGCAUGUUAUGUUCCUGUGGAACUGAUCUGAUUAUAGUAUGACUCAUAGAAUGUAAAAGUGCUUGCUAAAAUGUGAUCUGUGCCUGAUGGAAUAUCUCCAGAAGUUGAAGGCAUCAUCAGAUACUGCUUUAACUUAAAUGAGUUUUAAGUUGGUGUAGGUUUUUUUCUGUUCUUCUAUUGGGUUUUUUUGUAAGUUGAAGUGUUUUUUAGUUGUUUUGUUUUUUCCUCAAACAUUUUACAAAUGCCCCAUUCUACUUGCCUGCUUUUACCAAGGCUAUGCUUCCAGUGUUAUGGGUUUGGGGAAUGGUGGUGAUAAUCUAGGAGUUUGGAUGGGAUGGGGGGAUAUGAGGGGAAGGGGAUAACAAAAUCCAUUACCUGAGAUCAUCCCAUUUUAAUUGCAGACUGAUUACUUGCAUAUCAACAAUAGCAAAUUAGAAAGGUAAUAUAAAUGGGAGUCCAGUCUUUCAGAUACAAUUGCUUGUAUUAUCCACUGAAACUAAUACCUAGUCACAGUAAACUGUGUGAUCAGGAAGGGGAAACAAAGAGUUAGUUGCUCUACCAGUGACGAAGAAAGAUGGUUUAGAAUUUCUUUAGAGUGUGUGGGGUUUUUGUGGUUUUUUUCUUCAGCUUAGCUCUUCUUCCCCUGUUGUACUUUUCUGCAAAGAAAAAGCCUCAUAGUUUCCUAGGUUCUUUUUGUCUGUAACUCACUGUCCUAGACAGUGGCUAGUGCAUGAUGACAGAACCUGUAAAGAUUUCUAUCUACAAAUACGGCCAUACCAUGUAUCAUCUUUUGUCUUAUCCUACUUUCUGCUCAAAACAGGCAAAUUUAUGGGAUCUGUAACUAAUAAUUUAUACAUUAAAGACUUUUGUGAUAUUACUUCACAGGGGAGCUUGAUGUCCAGAGCUACUCAUGUACAUCACAUCUUUAUGAGAAAACCAAGUGUAAAUAGAAAAACUUUUAUAAGGAGCAGAUUUUUUACUGACACUUCCACUGUUACUUUUUCUUCUUACAGAGUAGAUUAUCAGGUUAGUUUGUCUUCUUGUGUUUGUUGGCUUUUUCUUUUUCCCCACCCAGGAACAGGGAAGCUUCAGGAGAAAGUUUUGAUAGACAUUUGAAUCUGAAAGCCAUCCAAAGAAAGUUCUACAGAACUGCAUGUAUUCGGGCUCAUGUGGAUGAACCAAUAGCCCUGUGGAGUUUACGUUCAUGUAGUUUCAGGUAACUCCCCUUCUCUCUGACUGUGUAGAACAAUAGCGUUUGGUCCAAGGUGUUUCAUCUCUUUCUUUUAGAAGUGGAUGUGUCCCCAGUCACGUAGAUCAAGAACCAGCUACACAUCUUCACUUGAAAUAAAAAGUAUAAAUUAUUCUUGGUCCCUUACCUCUUUGAGAUUGGUCAAACAGUGACCUCAUAAAUGCUACUUUGUGGAAGAUCAUUGGAUGCUUAUUUAAUGGAGAGAUAAUAAGUAGUCUUAACGUGGCAUGAUAGCUUAAUGCAAUAUACGUAAGUAUCUUAUAUCCUUUGUUUGGAAUCCUAGUUUAUUUUUUCAUCUAGAUUUUGAUGAAAAGUAAAUGAUUUCUAGCUCAAAUUAUAGUAUUUGAAAAGUCAUGUUAGAAUUAACCUCUGAAACUUGUAUUUAGCAUCUCAAAUGCUACCUUUCUAUUAUGAUUUGCCUUUUAAGUCUGUGCUCAGGUGCUUGCAGUUCUUGUCUUUUUCUCCUGGUUAAUUAUUUUUUUUGUUGUUGCAUUACCUGUGUUUUAGCUUAUGUUUGCAGUGAUAGCUUAUUUAAUACAGAGAGAUAAAAGUUCCAAACUUUAUAAAUCAAUCAGGCAUUCUUAUAUUCUUUGCUUUCAGUCUUUUCUAAGCAAAUAUGUUUAUGGAUUUUAACUUCUGAACCUGUAAACACAUAGAUCCUUCCUGCAACCUAGCAAGACCUAACUGAUUCAACGCUGGAAUAAUUGAAAAUUGAUAUAAAGAAGCAAAGUAUAGAGCAUUUUUGGUUUUGUAGGGGUUGGCAGUAUGAGGAAGGUGACCCUGAGUUAGUAUAGGUAGGGAUUAUAAUGAAUUUCUUAGUUUGCUACCAAUGCAUAAGUGUCCUUUACUUCUCUCUGAUACAAGUUAGCCCAGGCAGAAAAAUUAUCCAGUGCAGUAAAGGAGGAAAUAACCAACAAUCAGUAGAGAGAACAGAUGUGACCUCAAGUGAAAAAAACAAGCCCUAACCCUGUGCUGAAAGAAAACAGAGAAUGCUUCAGGGAAUUGCGCUAUUUUACUUGAGAGAACAUAGACUGAGUGGAUUUUGACUUUGAAGCAAAACUGCCAGUGUUGCAUCAUAAAAAGGUAGGCAUCUGAAUUCAUUUGGAAUGAAGAAUGAUAGAGAGGUUUUGUUUAUUUGUUAAGAAUUGUAAUGUACAUAAAAUGAUAGUUCAGGUUCCUUGAACUGAGAGGCCCAGAACUGGACACAAUAUUCCAGAUGUGGUCUCCCAAGGGCAGAGUAGAGGGGGAGGAGAGCCUCUCUCAAACUAUUGCCCACAGCCCUUCUAAUACACCCUAGGAUACUAUUGGCCUUCUUGGCCAUGAGGGCACAUUGCCGGCUCAUGCUCAUCCUUCUGUCCAGCAAGAUCCCCAGGUCUCUUUCCCCUGUACUAUUCUCUAAGAGUUCAUUCCCCAGCCCGUACUGGUACAUGGGGUUAUUCUUUCCCAGACACAACACUCUGCACUUGCCCUUGUUGAAUUUCAUUAGAUUUCUCCUUGCCCGGCUCUCCAGCCUGUCCAGGUCUCGUUGGAUGGCAGCACAGCCUUCUGGUGUGUCAGCCACUCCUCACAGUUUAGUAUCAUCAGCAAACUUGCUGACAGUGCCCUCUGUUCCCUCAGCAAGGUCAUUAAUGAAUAUAUUGAACAGUUCCUAUCCCAGCACUGACCCCGGAGGGACUUCACUAGACACAGGCCUCCAACGAGACCCUGCCCCUUUGAUCACAACUCUCAACCUUCUUCCCUUCAACCAGUUAAAAAUUCACCUCACUACCUGAUCAUCCAGCCCAUGCUUUCUCAGUUUUGCCAUGAGGACACUGUGGGAGAUGGUGUCAAAUGGUUUACUGAAAUCCAGAUAAACCACAUCCACUGCACUACCACUAUCUGUCCACCUGGUUACAUCUUCAUAAAAGGCUAUCAGGUUGGUCAAACGUGACUUCCCCUUGGUAAAGCCAUGUUGACUGCUCCUAAUGACCCUCUUGUCCUUUAAAUGGCUCAAGACAGCACCCAGGAUGAGUUGUUCCAUCACAUUUCCAGGGAUGGAGGUGAGGCUGACCAGUCUGUACUUACCCAGCUCCUCCUCCUUACCCUUUUUGAAGACUGGAGUGACAUUUGCUUUCCUCCAGUCCUCAGGCACCUCUCCUGUUCUCCACAACUUACUCAAGACGAUGGAGAGUGUUUUAGCAAUGACUUCCACCAGCUCCCUCAGCACCUGUGGGUACAUCCCAUUAGGGCCCAUUUAUUUACAUCCAGAUUGCUCAAGUGAUCCUUAACCCAGUCCUCAUCAAACAACCAAACUUCUUUAACCUGACUUCAUCUGGAGUCUGGGGCUUCUGACGAUUGUCUCCAGCAGUAUAGACAGAGGCAAAGAAAACAUUCAGUAACUCUGCCUUCUCUGUAUCCUUUGUCACCAAGGCACCUGCCUCAUUCAGCAGUGGGCCUGCAUUGCCUCAAGUGUUAGUUUUAUCUGCAAUCUAUUUGUAGAAGCCCUUCUUGUCUUUGACCUCCCUUGCAAGGUACAACUUCAAUGAGGCUUUAGCUUUCCUUGUUGCCUCCCUAUAUCCUCUGACAACACUCAUAUAUUCAUUCCAAGUGGCCAUCCCUUCCUUCCAUAACUUAUAGACUCUUCUUUCACUUGAGUUUGCCCAACAGUUCCCUGUUUAACCAUGUAAGUCUCAUGGCUCCCUUUGUGGAUUUCCUACCUGCUGGGAUGCUCUGAUCCUGAGACUGGAAAAAAGUGAUCCUUGAAUAGAUACCAACUAUCUUGGGCCUCUCUAUCCUCCUAUACCCUGUCCCAUGAGAUGUCCCCUAGUAAUUGCUUGAAGAAGCCAAAGUUGGCCCUGCUAAAGUCCAGGGUUGUGAUCCUGCUUGGUAUUCUGUUCCUACUACACAGGAUGCUGAACUCUACCAUCUCAUGUUUGCUGCAGCUAAGGCUGCCCUCAAACCUUUACCGCUUCAGCCACACCCUGCUUGCUCGUGAGUACAAGAUCCAGUAGAACUCAUCUCCUAGUUGGCACAUCCACCAUUUGCAUCAAGAAGUUAUCAUCGAUGCACUGAAGGAACCUCCUGGACUGUAAGUGACUAGCCAUGUAGGCCUUUCAGCAAAUGUCUGGGUAGUUGAAACUUCCAGUGAGAACCAGGGUCUAUGAUUUUGAGGCUGCUCCCAGCUGGCUGUAGAAGGCCUCCUUAACUUCUCCAUCCUGAUCAGGUGGCCUGUAAUGGACAACCACAACAGUGUUACACAUCCUAGCCUGUUCCUUAAUUCUAACCCACAAACUCUCAACUUGGCCCUCAUCCUCACCUGGACAGAAUUCAGUACAUUCCAGUUGCUCUCUCACAUAAAGAGCAACUCCACCACCUUGCCUGGCUGGCCUGUCUUUCCUAAAAAGAACAUAGCCAUCCAUGACCACAUUCCAGUCACAUGAGCUGUCCCACUAUGUCUCUGUAAUUGCCACCAGAUCAUAGCUCGUUGCCCAUACACAGACUUCCAACUCCUGUUUAUUCCCCAUGCUGUGUGUGUUGGUACACAGGCAUUUGAAGAAGAAAGCCAGUUGUGUAGGAUUCACUCCCAACACUGGCUUGCUACCCUUAGGCUCAACUCUAGCUGGCCUGGUUUUAUCCACUUCCCCCUUCAAAAUUAGUUUAAAGGCCUUUCUACAAGCCCUACUAACUCAUUUGCAAGGAUCCUUCUCCCCAUUUGAGACAGAUGAACUCCACCUGUCACCAGACCUGGCAUCAUGAAAAUUUCACCAUGGUCAAAAAACCCAAAGUUGUGUUGGUGGCACCAGCCUCUGAGCCAUUUGACUGUGUUUUUCCCCUCUCAACUCUGCAAGGCCACCUCUGGUAUUCAAGAGAACAAACUAGAGAACAUGUAUUUUAAGCAUUAACAGAGUUGUUUACUUUGAGCUGAAGUAAAUAGAGUUGCUUACUGUGAAUUAAAGAUAGUAGUAUUUUAUGGUGUCAUUACAUUUUGUAGUUGGCAUCGUCACUAAAAUGGUACAAUUUGUAAGGCCCUAGGUUGAGCUUGCAGAAGUAGGGCUCUAAAAACUAUAUAUAUAUAUACACGCACGCAUAAAAAAAAUUCAACAUCUUAUGAUGAUAGAAUCAUAGAAUGGUAGGGGUUAGAAGGGACCUUUAGAGAUCAUCUAGUCCAGCCUCCUGCAGAAGCAGGUUCACAUAGAUCAGAUCACAUAGGAACAUGUCCAGAUGGGUCUUGAAGACCGCCAAGGAUGCAGACUCCACACCUUCCCUGGGCAGCCUGUGCCAGGGCUCCCUCACCUCACAGUAAAAUAGUUUUUUCUUAUAUUUAAAUGGAACUUUUUGUGUUCCAGCUUCAUCCCUUUGCUUCUUGUCCUGUUGCUAGAUAAAAUAGAAAAAAGGGAUGUCCCAACCUGCUGACACCCACCCUUUAGAUACUUACAAAUAUUAAUGAGAUCCUUCUCAGUCUCCUCCAGACUAAAUAGCCCCAGUUCCCGCAGUCUUUCCUCAUAAGGAAGAUGCUUCAGUCCCCUGAUCAUCUUGGUGGCCCUGCACUGGACUCUCUCCAGAAGUUCUCUGUCCCUCUUGAGCUGAGGAGUCCAGAACCGGACACAGGACUCCAGAUGAGGCCUCACCAGGGCAGAGGAGAGGUGGAGAAGAACCUCCCUUGACCUGCUGGCCACACUCUUCUUGAUGCAUUCCAGGAUGUCAUUGGCCUUCUUGGCCACAAGGGCACAUUGCUGGCUCAUGUUUAGUUCAUUAUCAAUCAGGACUCCCAGAUCUCUCUCUGCGGAGCUGCUCUUCAGCAGUUCAACCCCCAGCCUGUACUGGUGUGUAGGGUUGUUUCUUCCCAGAUGCAGGAUUCUGCACUUGUCCUUGUUGAACCUCAUGAGGUUCUUUGCUCAACUCUCCAGCUGGUCAAGAUCCCACUGAAUGGCAGCACAGCCUUCUGGUGAAUAGCAGCUGACACAAGUUGAGAGGUGUGUUUUAUUCUUCUAGCCACCAGGCAGUAGGCUGCUGAGAGUAAGCUCCUGUAAUAAAUCUUUUUCCAGUUCCACAGCACAUUCCUGAUCCUUUUCCCACACUUAACUCACUUAUUAUCCCACAAAUGAUCCUAUUAAAGCUGGUGGUGAUUACUGUGAAAUGAGGCAUUACUCACUGUGUCAGCAUUGGGUGUCCGUGUUUGUUUUGUAGUUAAGAUUUUGGCAAAGCUGACAUGCCCUAUACAAAGUCAAGGAUUCAAGAAAUGGGUGAAUAAUGAUGGAAGAACAAAUUCUUCUUAAAUUAAGUCAUUAUCUUUGGUCUUAUGACUUAACAUCUAAAAAGAAUGUUUUAAAAAUAGAGUCUCUGAUAUGUGGAAUACAAGUAGUAUUUUACCCUUCUUUGUUUCCUAUAUAAAGAUUUCAAGUGCUGAAGACUUAACAAUUUGAAGGCAGACCAGUAAGGGGAGCUCUUACCAAUAUUUUAAACUGCUUCUUAAAAUAAAUUGCUGCAGCAUGGGCAGUGGUGGGACAGAGACUGACAGUGCUUUGGAAUGUUACUAUCAUUCUAUCUGGAUAUGUUUUUAUCUGGAGAUGAACAUUCAACUUCAAAGGAUGAUUUGCAGUAGAAGAUUUUGGAAUGUGGUGUCUUAAAUAUCUUAGAUGUUUAGUUACCUAAAUUUUUCUUUCUAUGCUGAGGUGCACAGUCUCAGACACAUAUAUUAAAUGAUGUGUCUUAGAUGCAGUCUUCCCUUCAGAUGUUACUGGUAGGUCUGUGCUUCUCUACAACACUAGCGUGCUUUAGGAGUUAUUCUCUAUUGUUACAUCAUUUUUAGAGAGUGAAAAUCACAGGUAAACAUUGAUAUAGUCAGAGGUUAACUUUUAUGAAGGUUUUUUUCACUCUUCAUACAAAAUGCAUGGGAUUGUAGGGUACCUGUUCCUCAGAACACCUGCACCCUACUAUAUUGAAGACACAUACAACAACUAUUCAGUCUUACUGUAUUUCAGUCUGCACUGGGGAUUUCUAUCUAUAUCUCUACGGUGUUGCUGAUAGUACAUAGAAAUGAGACAUACAGAAAGUUACUCCCUCAUUACCCUCAAAAGUGGAUGUUUUUAUUGUUUUACAGUGGACCUGCUUCUGCAAGGGGGUUGGACUAGAUAUCGCUAAAGGUCCCUUCCAACCCUACCAUUCUGUGAAUCUAUAUAAAGGUAAAUUCAGUAUCUUCUCUAAACAAACAAAAACCUAUAAUUCCUGCCAGUUAAGUGUUAGUGUGAAGGAGAGAAAAAAGUCUAAUACUUCAGAUCUUAGUGGCUGUGUUUUUCACAUAGACAGAAAAAGCAAUUUUCUUUCCUCUUGAUUGUGUAGCAAUAAUUAGCACAUUAACUGCAGAGUAGAAACAGACUAUAGAAUUGCUGUCCUGUGAACAGAUUUUAAAAAUGAAAACUUUAGAGUAUUAUUGUUACAGUCUACAUGUUAGCAACAAUAAAAAGUAUAAGGUUCCUGGAAGAAAUCUCAUUUUCAAGUUGCUAUGUUUCUUUUACAAGUCUGCUUUUCCUUUGGUAAAAGCCAUGCAGGAAUGUGCUCAAACAUACCAAGGAGAUCCCACCCAGUACCACAACUGACAGGUAAUCGAUUAGCCAUAAAACUAGACCCUCUGGAAAGAAACAGCAAGCAAAAUUUCUGGAUGACUAUAGAUUGAAGAAGUCAUCUGUCAGAGCUGUACACUUGUUCACUUUUCUAUUACAGAAAAGAUGGACCCAGUCUUAAAUUACAGGAUGUGCAGAAUGAUGGGUACACUUGCAACUGUGAAGAGAUCACUUGCAGAUAAGAGUAUUGCACAUUUCUACAGUGUUGUCAUAGUGGCUGUACUGUCAGUAGUGAGAGAAGGACAUGUUACUCUACGGGACUACCUGUUGUAAAUGCAGAGUUGGAAGAAUCUAGGGAUUUCAAGCUUUGAGUGACAGGCAUCUUACAAGAUUACCACAGCUAAACUGAAAAGGCAGACGCUCUGAGUACCAGAUUGAGUGAGCUGGUGUGUGCACUGCACGUACAUGAAAACGCACAUGUUUUUGUCAUCACGUAGACUUAUUCUUGCAUAUUCCUGAGAGCUUUGCAAUUGAUGAAAAUUACUUUGAGAACCAGAUGGAGCACCUUUACAGCACAGGAAUCAGUAAUCCAUGGAAGGACACCUGCCAGUAAUGUUCAGCUUUCCACAUGGUCUUCACGGGUGAAAAAGAUUUGCAAGAAGAGGAAGAAAAAACACCUUCUGCACGGAAAAAGCCUAAUAAAUACCUCCACAAUCUAAAUCAAUAGCUGCGAGGGAAACAGAAGAAUACAGAGGGUAGAGGAAACUGAUUUUGUUAUGGCAGAGGAAUAAUGUAUGGUCUUUGGCACACAUUGCUUUGGGCUCAAUAGAUUGUGAAAGGACUAAUAAAUCGUGACCAUAUGUUGAGUAAUGAUGACUGGAAGUAAAUAAGUUCAGGAACUAUGGGACAAGUCUGGGCACUGAACUGAGCAAACCUUGUCGUCCUUCUUGAGUUAACCAAGUCAUCAAACUUGCAUAUUCUUUCUCCCUCUCCUUUUUUCCUCUUUUCACUUAGUGUCAUAUAAAUACUAAUUAAUUGAGCUCAUAAAUGUUAUUAAAAUAAAACCGUUGGAAUACUUCAUAUGUUUCCUUCUUGUACAGCUGCAAAUGUUGUGUCUGGAACUAUGAAUCUGUGCUGUAGACAAGCAUCAAGAAGGAAAGAUCCGAUCAAACAAGCAAGGAAAAUACGUAGAGAAAUAGUGAACACAAGAAGUGAGAUUUUUAAUGCUGCUUCUCUUUCUUUUUUAGAUAAUUAUAUUUCUUCCUUCCUUGACUUGUAGAAGAUUUUGAAAGAGUGCUUUCUUGACGUGCUUUAAUUCUAGCAUUUGUUUUUUACAGUAGGAUGAAAAGUCUGUGAUUCCUUGUAGCAGAAAAAAGGGAAAAAGUAAAGGAAAAACAUCUUGACAUUUUAGCCUGUUUUUGGAGGAGAGAGAACUUCAUGGUUCACCUGAGGCAAACUUAUCUGCUUGGAAAGCUAAAAGCUUUAGAGCAUUUUCUGCUAUAAAUGAAGAGGGGGUUUCUUUUUCAUUCGUGUGUGGCAGCAAAAAGUGGGAAAGCAGGCAAGAUAGCGUGAUAAACAGUUCAGGCUCUGUUGGGUCUCUGGUGGAAAAAAAAAGUGCUACAGUGAAAAUUGGAUUGGCUUUGGAUUGCAAAAACUUUUGAGUCCAACGAGUGAUUCAGUACCAAGAGCGAUUUCCAACUGGCCUGGCACACCAGUGCCUGCACAAGUUCGGGUCUGUUGUUUCGCACGGUUUGUGUGCCUUUUUUUCCCUUUAUGCAAUCUCUUUCAGCUUUAGCAGCAGAAAUACAUCAGAUGGAAAAGAUAUGCCAGAGGGCAGCUUGGAAAAGAUGAAUGUCAUAUAUAUACAUAUAUGUAUGUGCGUGUGUUUAAAUUUCUGCAACUGAACUUUUGAAGAAAAUCUGACUGGAGGAAAUCUUAAAAGCCUUAAGUUACUUGAAACCUACACAUUUGCAACUCUUUGUCUCUGGAAUUGCAUUACACUAAACUGGAAUCUCAGGCUGUAUAAAGAUUAUAUCAAGUUGAGCAAAAAGAUGACUUAACCAUUUCUUGAGCGCCUCUUAUGAAGUAGCUGUUUCUCCAAAGGAUAAGUGCACCCUCACUCUACAGACUCAAAAACAAAAAUGAACCUGAUUUUUUUUUUUAAGUGUUACUUUUUCUUAACCAACUGCCAUCAUCUUUUAUAGAGGAAUUUUUCACUAUGCAUUUGGUGGAUAUUUAUAAACACUGACCCCAUCCUCCUCCCUUUCAAUGAUCUAUCCCAGGUCAGUCUUAUCAAUAAUAAUAAAAAAAUUGAUUUAAAUUUUGUGCACUAGACAUAUUACUUUCUUAUGUCAAAAAAUAAAAUCUUUAAAAAGCAUGUAUGCAGCAGUGGAACAUGGGCCUGUUCUUUGCAGCGAUUCCAACAUCCUCUGCCUCUCCUGGAAAGGGAGAGUCCCCAAAAGUGAGAAGGAAAAACCGGUCUGCAGGAGGCGGUACUAUGAGGAAGGCUGGUUGGCAACAGGCAAUGGCAGAGGAGUUGUAGGCGUCACUUUUACUUCCAGCCAUUGCAGGAGGGACCGGAACACCCCUCAGAGAAUCAACUUCAAUUUAAGGGGCCACAACAGCGAGGUUGUGCUGGUGAGGUGGAAUGAACCAUUCCAGAAAUUAGCAACCUGCGAUGCAGAUGGAGGAAUAUUUGUUUGGAUACAAUACGAAGGCAGAUGGUCUGUGGAGCUUGUGAAUGAUCGUGGGGCACAGGUAAGCGACUUUACAUGGAGCCAUGAUGGGACUCAAGCACUUAUCUCCUAUAGAGAUGGAUUCGUGCUGGUCGGUUCAGUCAGUGGACAAAGACACUGGUCUUCAGAAAUAAACUUGGAGAGUCAGAUCACCUGUGGCAUAUGGACUCCAGAUGACCAACAGGUACUGUUCGGCACUGCUGAUGGACAGGUUAUUGUCAUGGACUGCCAUGGCCGAAUGCUGGCCCACGUGCUCCUUCACGAGUCAGAUGGCAUCCUCAGCAUGUCCUGGAACUACCCCAGCUUCCUGGUGGAGGACAGCAGUGAGAGCGACACAGACUCUGACGACUAUUCGCCACCACAAGAUGGACCCGCUGCGUAUCCAGUCCCGGUGCAGAACACCAAGCCUCUACUUACUGUCAGCUUCACAUCGGGAGACAUCAGUUUAAUGAACAACUAUGACGACCUGUCUCCUACUAUCAUCCGCUCAGGGUUGAAAGAUGUGGUGGUACAGUGGUGUACACAAGGAGACCUACUUGCAGUAGCAGGCAUGGAAAAGCAAAACCAGCUAGUUGACCUCAACAAUGGUUCUCUGUUGAAGAGCGCACUAGUCAAGUUCUACAAUGUGCGUGGGGAACAUAUCUACACUCUGGAGACACCUGUGCAGCGUCCCAUCAUCUCCAUCUGUUGGGGUCACAGGGACUCCCGCCUGCUGAUGGCUUCCGGACCUGCAUUAUACGUUGUCAGAGUCGAGCACAGGGUCUCCAGCCUGCAGCUGCUGUGUCAGCAGACUAUUGCUAGCUGUCUGCGGGAUGACAAGGACAUCAGCAAGCUGACCCUGCCUCCUCGGCUGUGCUCGUACCUCACCACUGCCUUUAUACCAACAAUCAAGCCUCCUAUCCCAGACCCAAACAAUAUGAGAGAUUUUGUCAGCUACCCAACAGCUGGUAAUGAACGGCUCCACUGCACGAUGAAGCGGACAGAAGAUGACCCAGAGGUCGGUGGUCCAUGUUAUACUCUGUACCUGGAAUACCUUGGAGGACUGGUGCCUAUCCUGAAAGGACGUCGUAUCAGCAAGUUGAGGCCAGAGUUUGUCAUCAUGGACCCUAAAACAGAUGGAAAAGCAGAUGAAAUCUAUGGAAACAGCUUGAUAUCCACUGUGAUUGACAGCUGCAACUGCUCCGACUCCAGCGAUAUCGAAUUGAGUGAUGACUGGGCAGCAAAGAAGUCUCCCAAAAUCAGUCGAGCUAGCAAAUCACCCAAACUCCCCAGAAUCAACAUAGAAGCUCGCAAAUCUCCAAAGAUGUCACGAGCUGCACAGGAGAUAUCAAGAUCGCCAAGGUUACCAAUAAGGAAACCUUCUAUAGGUUCACCAAGCCUAACCCGAAGAGAAUUUCCUUUAGAAGAUAUUACUCAGCACAACUACCUUGCUCAGGUCACAUCUAAUAUCUGGGGAACGAAGUUUAAAAUUGUGGGUUUGGCUGCUUUCCUACCAACUAACCUUGGUGCAGUAAUAUAUAAAACCAGUUUGCUGCAUCUGCAGCCCAGGCAGAUGACAAUAUAUCUCCCAGAAGUGCGGAAGAUUUCAAUGGACUACAUUAACCUGCCUGUCUUUAAUCCAAACGUUUUCAGCGAAGACGAAGAUGAUUUACCAGUGCCCGGCGCGCCCGGAGCCCCCGCCAGCAGCCCGCCGUGCACCGUCAACAUCCCCAUCGCGCCCAUCCACAGCUCGGCCCAAGCCAUGUCGCCCACGCAGAGCAUCGGCCUGGUGCAGUCACUGCUGGCUAAUCAGAACGUGCAGCUGGACGUACUGGCCAAUCCGCCGGCAGAGGUCGGGGGCGAGGGAGCGGGGCCGUUCCCCGGGCCGCCGGGCCGCUUCCCUGGCGCCGGGGCGGGGCUGGGCCGCGCCGCCCCCGCGCCGCCCGCCCUUGCCCCGCCGCCCCCCGCGCCCCCCGCCGCCGCUGCUCUCGCAGCCCUGGCCGACCUGCGAGACCACAGCGAUCGCGAGCAUGAGCCCCCGCACAAGGCCAAGGCCCCGCGGCCCGGGCCGCAGCUGGUGGAAGGGGACGCCGUCGUGUUCGGGGCCGCUCAGGAGCUGCAGCUGAACAAGAUGAACCCCCCACCGCCCUACCCCGGCACCCUCCCCACCGUGCCGCCCACCUCCCUGCCGCCCCCGCCCGGCCCUCCGCAGCCACCCCUCGACCUCUGCCUGAAAAAGGGAGAGUUCUCCCUCUACCCGGCAGGGCACUACCAGACGCCCCUGGGGUACGAGCGGAUAACAACAUUCGACAGCAGCGGGAACGUGGAGGAGGUGUGCCGGCCGCGCACCAGGAUGCUCUGCGCCCAGAGCACCUACACCCUGCCGGGGCCUGGCAGCUCUGCCACCUUGCGCAUCACCGCCGCUGAGAAGAAGAUGCAGCAGCCCUGCGCCAGCGCCACCCUCAACCGGCUCACGGUCCCCCGCUACUCCAUCCCGACGGGGGACCCGCCGCCUUACCCUGACAUCGCCAGCCAGCUGGCCCAAGGCAGAAGCAUCACGCAGAGGCUAGACAGCACUAUCAUUCACGCAACUCUUCGGAGGAACAGCAGGGAGGCAGCCCUGAAAAUGGCUCAGUUGGUGGAUGGUCAGAGAGCCACUUUGCAGCUUCCCCCCAAAACCAAGAGCAACAUGGUGGCAGCACAGUACCAGCAGAGAGUACCCACCGCCUUGUACACAUGCAGCCAGUGCAGCAGUGGCGGCAGUGGUGGCAGCAGCAACAGCAGCAAUGCAAACACUGGUGGUAUGGGCAACAUCACUAGUGCCAAUACUAGUAGUAGCACUUCCACUAUUGGUGGCAUGAGACCUGAUCUGAGUGCAGGGAGCAGCUCUCAGCACAGCUCUGUUAUCGCUCACUCUGUCAGUACUUCGCCUCUGGCCUCCCAGUCCUCCUACAGCUUGCUGAGCCCACCUGACAAUUCCCGUGACCGAGCAGAUUACAUCAACUCCGCCUUCACGGAGGAUGAGGCCCUUUCUCAGCACUGCCCGGUGGAGAAAUCCAUACGGCACGUACCUGUGUCCUUGACAGAGGCUGCUCUUGGUGUAAAACGGCCACCGCCCUACCAGUGGGACCCUAUGGUAAGUGAAGAGAUAUGGGUUCCUCAGGAAAGGACAUCUCAGAGCUCAGUGCCCAACCCUCUAAAACCUACUCCUCUCAUCAUCGGUCAAGCUCAACAUCUGGAUAUGUCUCGAGUGCCAUUUGUUUCUCCCAAGUCUCCGACCAGUCCCACUGCCACUUUCCAGACAAAUUACGGGGUUGGAGUACCUUACCCAGGAAGCUACAGUGCCCCUCCCCUUCAGGGAAUGCAGCCCCCCUGCUCCCCCAAAGAAGCUCUGGCCCCAACACAGUUUGCACAGCAGGAGCCCACAGUUGUGCUUCAGCCAGGUUACCCAUCCAACCUCUCCUAUUGCCCUUUGCCACCCAUGUACCCAGGAAGCAGCGCCUGCUCUAGUUUACAGCUGCCACCGAUCGCCUUGCACCCGUGGAGCUCCUACAGCACCUGCCCACCCGUACAGACCCCCCAGGGCACCUUGCCCCCCAAGCCUCUCCUCGUGGUGGAGAAGCCGGUGAUGUCUCCCCCACCGGCAGAGCUGCAGGGGCGUGUGGGCACAGAGGUAAUGGUGGAGACGGCAGACACCUUCCAGGAGGUGCUAUCCCUAACAGAAAGCCCCGUUCCUCAAAGGACGGACAAAUUUGGCAAGAAGAGCCGGAAGCGCCUGGACAGCCGAGCUGAGGAAGGAAACGUGCAGGCUAUCACUGAGGGUAAGGUCAAAAAGGAGGCAAGGACACUGACAGACUUCAAUUCACUAAUAUCCAGCCCUCGGCUGGGGAGGGAGAAGAAGAAGGUCAAGAGUCAGAAAGACCAGCUGAAGUCCAAGAAGCUAAAUAAGACUAAUGAGUUUCAAGACAGUUCAGAGAGUGAGCCAGAGCUUUUUAUCAGCGGGGAUGAACUGAUGAACCAGAGCCAGGGCAGUAAAAAGGGUUGGAAAACCAAAAGGAGUUUGAGGACAGCCAGUGAGCUGGACGAAUUCAAGUGCCGGAAGGCCAGCGAGAAGGAGGACGGGAGGCUGGGGAGCCAGGGCUUUGUGUACGUGAUGGCCAACAAGCAGCCGCUGUGGAACGAGGCGACGCAAGUCUACCAGCUGGACUUUGGAGGGCGGGUGACCCAGGAGUCAGCAAAAAACUUCCAGAUUGAGCUGGAAGGACGACAGGUGAUGCAGUUUGGAAGGAUUGAUGGCAAUGCUUACAUUUUGGACUUUCAGUAUCCAUUUUCUGCAGUGCAAGCCUUUGCUGUUGCUCUGGCUAAUGUGACUCAACGCCUCAAAUGAACAAAAGCAGAGACUGGAGCGAGGAAAAUGUUAACCUUCUCGUAAAAUCCAAGCCAGAAAAUGUCAGGGCAGCCUGCUUUAGGUGUGCAGAGGUGCCUGGGAGCGAAGAAGGCAGUAAAACUGGAAAAGUCUCUCGGUGCCCAACAGAAGGGCAGCAACUCUCAUCAGUCAUGGGGUGGAGGGUGGGGGGCUGUUUUCCGUUUUGUUCGUUCGUUUGUUUGUUUUCAGGUGUUUCCUUUUCUUUCUAAGCGUUGUGCUGCUGGGUCUCAGAAGGAGCGAAGGGUUGAGAGCCAUUCAGUGUUACGUGGAGAAGUGUGGCUUUUGGCUUGUUGUGGUGGUUCUGCCGUGUUUGCUACAGUAGCUGGUGUGAGCUCAUAGGGGGAUUAAAACAGACUGCUCUUUUUGAUAGACUGCCUUAUACCAUGCUGUUCUUUUUAAAACCAGGAACAUAGCUUUUUUUUCUGGUCCAGUUUGUACUACUACUACUAUAUCAGUUGUUACUCUACUACUACAUCAGUGAUAGCAGCAAAAAAAAAGCUAUAAUACUUGAAGACAUGUGUUUCUUCUCUGAUCUCUGGUAACAACUGAGCACCACAAGUUCCAAGGAGGCUUAUGUAGGUCAAUGUUUAAUUUAUAAAUAACAAAUGUAUUAUUCAGAAGAGAAACAGCUGUUACCAAUGGGUGGUUUAAAAACCCACUGUGUCAAAGAAGCCAAUGUCUGCUUGUUUCGUGUGCUGUUAUUGAGGGUAAACAUCUUUCGGUAGGUGACAGAAGACAGAGUAAGAAAUAAUUCCAAGCAUUACUUCUUUUGUUAUUGGGGAUAAACAUCUUUCAGUGGGUGACAGAAAACACAGGAGGAAGGAAUCGUGAGCGUUGCUUCUUUGCUCAUAUUGAUCAGCAGUAUUCGCCUACUUGGCCUGUAGGUGGGAGAGGUACAGUGUGACCAAAUGUACCUCCGAGGCCAUGUCUGUACAUGCUCCUCAUUCAGAUGUGUUUACACUUUAUAAACCAAGUUUUUCAAGCAAGUGAGAAAGCCCAGCGUGUUCAGUCUUCUUCGUAAUCAAGAUGAAUCAAGUCUACAGGAGCAUUGUUAGUGCUUGAAUUAGGAAGGAGACAGAAAAACAGCAAGUCAUCAGAAGAAGCAAUUUCAUGAGGAAAGCGAUUUUAUUACAGGAAACAACAUCAUGGCUGGCUGGAGAACAGAGGGAAGAGGAAGGAAAAAUUGGACAGAAUCAUCCCUUUUAUCAGUUUGCUACUGGAGUAGUCUUUGUGACUGUGAUUUGAGAAAAUAACGCUCCAGCUAAGUACGGGAAGCCAAAGUUCACAUGGAGUGUUAUAGAGGAAGGCUUAAUAGCCAUAGCAUGACUCUCUGCAGCUCUUUCUGGUGGAUGUGCAGACCUGUUGAGCGUUUCAGAAGGACUGCUUGCACAGAAGAGGUUCUGAGUUGUUCAUGUGUUGUACAUGUAUUUAUUUGCUUUCUCUCUUUCCUCUUUGCCUGCAUUUUGCUAUGGGAUAUGUUUGGAGUUGGAAGUCGUUUCCCCAGCAAUACACAAAACUGUUAAUGCAAUUAUUUGGACAUUAGAUUACAAAACAUAACUGCUGAUUUCCCUCAGAAAUGACUCUUUAAGUGAAAGGCACACUGAGAAAGAUACAUGGGUAGAGGUGUUGAUGGCCACUUUGUCUUUAAUCCACAAUUCAACUUCUUAUUUGAAAAGCUCAGUAUAAUUUAAAGUGAAUAGGCGUGAUUUUCUCUUUUUGCCCUCCUUAAGUCCUAAUAGUGGGGCAGAUAGGUCCUGCAUUUUGAUUUGUUCUAGAGGAACAUAUUGCAUAAGAUGAGACCCCUCAGUGGUAGAAGUUGCUAGCAUUCAGUGAGCUUAUAACUUCUGCUCUGCUGAGGCUUCUAGAGCUGUGCGGGAGAGGGAGUAAAGCCAGUCAGAGAGGAGUUUCGGAGAGUUACCAGGAGAGAUGACAAGGCAGAUCACCCAUGGGUAAUGUCCCCCAGGGUAAGUCCAGGAAAAAACACCUGCAAGAUGGUUUUCUUGGAGAGAGGAAACAGGGAAGGAAGGAAGGGGAGGAGGGAAGUAGAUGGUACUGUGCCUGUAUUAUCCCAAAGCUCAGCAGCUUCUGCUUGUGUGCAGGAUUGGUCAGGCACAACAUUCCCCUUUGUGUCUAAGAGAUUGUUGUAUGCUUUAAUUAAUGUUGUUGAAUUUCCAUCAGUUGUCUGGGCCUAUUUGUAUUCUUUCUCACGUGCAUGAUUUAUGCAGCAGUUUGAGUGCCUGUAUGUAUAAGGUACAUGAAGCAGACAAAUCAAGAUGGAUUUGGUCCUGGGCCCUUUAAAAUCAAUGGAAGCGUUUCCCUUGGAUUUUUGUGGAUAAAGCACUAUUGAGCCCUUGGUCUAUAUUGAUGUAUACACUGUACAAACACUAGGUCGAAUUCUGACUCCACUGACUGCAAUACACAAGGAAGAAAGUUGGCUGAUGAGAGUCUUCCCCUCCCUUGAGAUCUCUGCUAAGCAUUCUUACUCAAUUAGACUGUAACAGACACACACUGAACACUGUCAGAGAAAAAAAUAUACCAUGGCUUGCUUGCUGAGGGAGAGGCCACUCAAUCACAUGUUAGAAAUGUUCAUCUGGAAGGAACAUCACCUGUAGUUUUAAGCCAAAGUUGUUAGUACAUGGAAACAACACAAAUGUGGGGGGAGUUUUUUCUGAACAAAAUCCAAAUAGGAUGACUUCUGUAUGCAGUGUCUUUAACCUUCAAAGGAAUUGUAUUUCUCUUCACUUGGUUCAUAGCCAAAUUUUUGCAAUUAUCAAGCAUUUAUGCCAAUGGAGAACCAAAAUGAAACCCAAUGUCAGUAGCAGAGUUAGUAAUUUGGUUUCAUUGACCCAAGUCAUGAUUCCAUCCUUCUGAUGACAAAGAGCCUGAGCGUAGAAAGAGACCUUGUUUCUGCCCCAGAAAAGCACAGGGAAUAAUUACCAAAAAUGAGGAAACUAAAUGCAAUAUCUUAACAUACUUUCCAUUUAUUUAUCAGAAAGAAAUAUGAUUUUGAAAAUAAUUUAACAGAAUCCCUGUUACUGAGGAUUUUAAUGACACAGAGAAUACACGGUGUUAGAGAAAAGACUCAGAUCUCUAUAAUUAAAGGAAUGGGAAUGAUGGAAAUGAGUGUGCAACUGGAUCACAAAUUGUACAAAGAACAAGUGAAAGUGACAGUUGUUUUCUUUUUGAUUGAGAUAUAAUAUAGGAAACAAAUUUAAAAGCCCCCCUGCUCCAAACAGUCACUUAAACACUGAAGAUUGCUGUUGCAUUCAACCAAAAGAGAGAUGUUAACAGUUUAUAUUUUGUUAGUGAAAAACAGGCUUUCUGUAGAUAACUAAGUUCUUCUAGGAAGAAUGUAGCAAAAUGCUCAGAAAUAGCCAGUUCUUUUAUACACACGGUAAUUUCUGGUAGUUCACUAUGUUUUUUCCAAAGCUGUUUUUCAGUUGUGCAAUAAUUGUGUCAGUCUAGGAGUUUUAUGAUUUCUUUUGUUGUUGUUGUGGAAUUUUUGUUUGUUUAUUUGUUUGGGUUUUUGGUGGGUUUCUUUAGGGAGUUUUGAGUUGGGUUUUUUUUAAGAUAACUUAAUGCAGGUUUCCUGUAAGUGUCCACAAGACAAAUUAUUUAUCUCGUGUAAUGUAAUAAUUGAUUUAGGGAUUAUUUUAUUACUAUCUAUCAGUGAGUUACACUUUUUUAUUUAUAUUUAAAGAGGAUCUUCGUAAGUAACAGUUUGCUAUGGCAGUAUGUUUUGGUGCAAGAGGUUAACAGUGCAUCUAGGAAGACCUGUUUUUGCUGGAUAGUAUGUAAAAUUUCAUAAAUGCAGGCAGGCCAAAAUUCUUUUUUUGGCAGCUGGACCCUUUGCUAUGGAGGACUGUGUAGACUACAAAGAGGGUAAAUUACUUCUUUUAGACCUGCAGAAAUCUGUCCUCCACUGUUUUUACUCCUUUGUUUCUAACUAUAUCUUUCAGGUGGGAGUAGUUUUUAAAAUAGAAGUCCUGAUUUCCUUUCCCUCUUCUUAGUACAGUGCUUUUUCUCAAGAUAUAAAAGUGAGUUAUGAGAUAAAAGAGGGUGUAACGAUACAGGCUCAGUUUGUAAGAAGUUCAUUGCAUGGUAUAGCAGGGAUUGGCAAUGGAGUGAUUCAGUCCUAUGCAGAGAUAAAAGCAAACCAACUUGGAAUAAGCCAGCUGAGACAUAAGAAGUAGUGUAGCAUUAGAUGCAUUUUCCUCUGCUCAGACUAAUAACACUCCUUCUGCUACACUCGACUGAUUCCAGGACAGCCUUAUGUGCUUCUGAUCUCUCAGCUAGUGCUGCACAGAGCUGAUGGAGCUGGGCCCUGAUGCCAGCAGCAUCUUUGCCUUUUCAGAUUGCUGCAUUGGAGACCUGGCAAAGAAGGCCUUCCUCCACAUCCUUCUAGAUACACUCCAAUGUGAAGCUGCACAGGGGAUUUGACUUUCUUUUGGGCAGAGAAAGCCCCCAUGCCAGCCAGUGGCCAUUUGAAGUAAGAAUCUGGAGUUGUAAAGGAUGCAAUAAAAACAAUGAUUCUUUGGAAAAAAGUGUGGCUGAUAUCCUUGAAGUACAGCUCCUAACAGAGUCUGAAAAUUGGUACUUAAAGUCUGGUAUGAAGUGCACCAUGCAUGGACUGGCAAAGCUUAGCUUGAAAUAGUGAGGAUUUUGUGUUUCUGCAACACCUUAAGAAACUAUGAGAAGGAGGAGAGUGAAAGAGGAAAAAACAAAUGAUCACAUUAAUAAUUUUGCCCUCGGUUCCAGAGGCAGCAGUAACGUGUUCCAUGGGCUUCCUGAAUAUUGAUGAAUCUGCACACAGGUUCAUCUCAAGUUAGAUGAACUUUUCUGUGAUGAAACCACAAGUAAAACACUUCCACAUUUCUCUCUCCACUUUUGUUCCACUGUUUUUGUGGAGAUGCCACAUGAAGAUACCUGACCUUGCUGAAGCCUUGAGCCUAGGUCCAGGCUUUGCUUGACUUGUCUUUUUAAUGUCCUCUCAGAAAUUCCAAAGAGAUUUAGGAGCUUGCCCGAUUGUUGCCUCGGACAAUUUCUGUGCAUUUGCUUUAUGCAGCCUCGUGUGUGUGAUCCUAUCUUACCUUGGUGCUCUGUUACCUGUCAGAAGCAGUUGAAAUCCUCGUAUGAAGACAGCAGCAUGUGCAAAAACUGAUUUGAUUGGGAGAAGUGGGGGAGAAGACAGAGUAAGUUUCCACUAGCUCUGAAGAGUGUGUUUCCCAGAGCAACAGUUUGGAAAUUGCACAUUUCUGCAGAGCCCAAACUACUCCAGACCAGUAAGUCUGACUUGGAGAUUAAGUAACAGAUGAGUCACUUGUGCAGCAUGCUGACAGAGAGCCAACUGCUAGCCUCACUACAUGGUUACACCAAGAUACAUAAGAGAAGAUACAUGAGAGAGCAGAAUCCAACCCAAAAGGUACUUUCCCAUUACUGUGUGAUCAAAAAGAAGGGCUUAUAUUACCCCAUAUAUUCACUUAAAAUUAUAAAGCAUUAGCCAACAACUACAGUGACAGUUCCAUAUAACUCCCCUUGAAGAGUGCUACAAGAAAAAUACCGGCCAAGGAAUAGUCUUUGAGUCUUAUGCCUUUUAUUGCCAUUUCUAGGAUUCCAUCCCAGGAGAUGUUCCCAAGCUGUUAAUGUUAUUUAGAGACUGGCAUGGUGAUUUUCCUGCUAUAAGAGAGAGAGUGUUAUCAUACUGCUGACAAAAAUGGAACAAUUCCAGUAGACAUAUUUUUUCAUGUCAAAUCCCUUUGCCUUCAAGGCAAGUGCAGUCCUCCAUCAGCAAAUACAAAUUGAGAGUCCUGCUACCCUCAGGAGUAGUUUGCAGAUCAGGCACCUCUUUGCAGAGUUGGAAUUUACAUGCAUUGUUCUCAAAGGAAUAAGAUUAGUUACUACUGGUGAACAAUGGGCUAUGUGAAUUAUCUUUGUAUUUAUUUCUUUUUAUUCAAAGAAAAACCCGCAGAGGACUUUUAAGGUUUAAAGACUCAGCUUUGCUUGUUGCCUGGUAUCCCAUUUCAGGAGAUAAUUUCUUUGGGCAGUUGGAUUGUUACUGCAUUCUAGAAUAUUAGAUUUUUAAGACAAAAGCAGUUAACCAAAUAAAAGAGUGAAAUGGGAUUCCAUAAAGCAUUUCUUGCUAAGAAAAUUUAAAACUUCACCCUUCAACUUUUGACUUUGGCAAUGGAUCUAUAAUGAGAAAUUGGUACUUCAAGGCAAAUUGGUUGUUGUGGAACAGUAUGCAAGUGCACAGGUUUGCUGACCCAGAGCUGACUGCAGGAUCCAAACUACAUAGACCUAAAAUCAAAUAAAUUAAAACACAGAAUACUGACCUAUGCAGAGCAUAAAAAAAAUAGACCAUAUGAUGUUAAAGCCUGCAAGUUCAUUCUUAAUCCUUGCCCUCUGUUUUUUGUUAUUAAAAAAUUGAAGAAUACGACCUCACUCAGGAAUUCUGAGUCCUGACAAAUGUUGUCUGUUUGUGGAAUGUUUUAUCUUACUGGCUAAGUAGGUGGUUUAAGAUAUGGGUUAAGGUAAAAGUAAUAAUAAAAGAGAAACAUUUUUGAGCAGUGUGCAGACACUUGAAUUUCAAGUACUUCAUCAGAGUAGUGCUCAGCUUGUAAUCCCUACCUAUGUUGUUUCAAGCUAUUUGUUCAGAACUUUCCUAUGUUUCCCUUUGUUUCUUUUGUUUGCCUGAUCCAUGUUUUGCUUUUGGUUGCCUUUCAUUUCACUGUUUCUACAUUUGCUGCUUCUUUUUCUUUUUGCGUGUAGUGCGUUUCGGGAAGGGUAUGUCUGUUCAAGAUCUUGUCGUUUGUUGUAGAUAAAAUAUAUGGUGUUGUGGAAUAGCAUGGGGAUGCAUUUGAUUGAAAAGGCACUGUAGUGUUUCCUGAAAAAGAAGGGGCGUUGCAUCUGUUAGAAAUGCAUUACUUUGGUACUAUAACUUUGAAAAUGAUUCUUAAUUUUUCUUUCUUGUUUUCUUUCUUUCUGUUGAUUUCACGAGCAUAUAGUCAUGCAGGUGCAUGCGUUCAUAAGCUAGCAAGCCCAGCAUGUUUUUCCUAAGACUUUGGAAAAUUUGGUACACAAUUUGUGUACUUUUACAUACCUAUUCUGUUUUUUAAAAGUAUUUUUGGAAUCUCAACUUUUUCCCCCCUUUUUUGUUGGGUUUUUUUUCUCUCCUCAGCGUACCACGGUAUACUUGGUUUCCAUUGUACUUAAAAACUACCCUGAUCUGCCUCUCCUUUUACGUAUCUUGUGUAAUAGUUUUUGCAAGAGGUGCCUAGAAAGCAUUGUUGGUUUCCCUAUAAAAAUGUGGUUUGUCCAAAUUCUUUACUGUCUACAUGAUUGAGAGAUGAACCGAUUGCUCUAUUUUUCCUUGAUGAUUUGGAGUUGUAAGAGUUGU